AUUUCUGUCUUGUUGGAACUGCAAGGUGAUUUCAUCAGGAAGAGAGUAGUCAUACUUGAGAGUGUACUCUACAUACAGUAACGGCGAAUAGAAAACGAAAAUAGCUUCACUGAUUCACUCGAAUGCUAUUGCAACUUGUCAGGCAGUAUACUGAGAAAGAUGUCAGUCACUGAGGAUCUUCCUGAUAUGGAUGGAGUGGAUCUUCUGGGGAUCCUGUGCCAGUAUGGAGAGACUGGAGCCGACGAUCCCUUUUUCACAGAUGGGAAUGGGCUAGAAAACUGGCUCGCCGAGCAAGAUAUGCUGACAGGCAUGGACACUGAGGACUUCCUGUCCAGCCUGCUGGAGGGAGAAGACAACAUGGCUGCCUCGUGUGCUUCACACUCUCCACUGGGCAGCGACAGCGGCAUCUCUGAUGACAGCAGCACUGGGGGCGUAGUUGGACAGAACUUCCUGGCCUGUCCGAGCCCCCAGGGGAGUGACAGUGACACCGCACCCAGCCCAGGGUACUCCCAGCCAAGCCCGGGCUACUCCGACAGUCCCCUGAUGGCCCUGGAGCUCCAAGCUGAGAGCCCUGAAGCCCUGGCUGUGCAAACGGACCACAGCUAUUCUCUACUUCAGGGAGGAGACAUGAAUGCUCUACAGAGUGUGAGGGCUGAGAAGCCUGACAUGGAUGUCUUUAUUGAUCUGGACGACCUGGACAGUGAGGGGAUGGAAGUGGAACAGAUCUAUUCCAGUGAAGAACUUCCCUGUUCUCUCGCCAUAGAGGACUCUACACAGAACAACAAAGCUGAUCUGUUCCAGUUCAAGGAGAUUGUUCUGACUGAUGAGGAAAGGAGACUUCUCACUAAGGAAGGAGCGACCAUACCGUCCUGCAUGCCUCUUACUAAGGCGGAGGAGAGGACCCUGAAGAGGGUGAGGAGGAAAAUCCGCAACAAGCAGUCGGCCCAGGAGAGUAGGAAGAAGAAGAAGGUGUACGUGGACGGCCUGGAGAACAGGGUUUCCAUCUGCACCGCUCACAACCAGGAGCUGCAGAAGAAGGUCCAACAACUGCAGAAACAAAACAUGUCUCUGAUAGAGCAGCUAAGGAAAUUGCAGUCCAUGAUGAAGAUGUCAACCAUGAAGACAACCACCACCAGCACCUGUGUCAUGGUGUUCCUGCUGUCUUUCUGCCUCAUCAUCUUCCCCUCUGUCAACCCGUUUGGCCGCAGCCCUGGACAGAAGGAGAUAUACACCCCCUCUUCCGUUGUGUCCAGGACCUUGCGUUCUGUGGCUGUUGAUGACACCCCAGACCCCUUGCCCCUGGCUUACUCUGAGCCUGUGGAGGAAACUGACAGCGCUGAGCCGCCCCCUCUCAGCCUCCUCCUAGUGGCCAAGGUAGAGAACCCCAAGGCAAUGUUCACUGGAGGCCAGAACCACACACCGGACUACCAGAAGGUGGAGCAGUCGGAAACGGAGAGCGGAGUCAACAGCAACUCGUCUGCAGACUUCCCCAAACCAGGUCAAAACGAGCUGAAGCCGGGGGCUGGGCCCGGGGGCCUGCAGGAGGGAUCCAGAGAUCCAGUGGGAACGCCUGUGGCCUACGAGGUUCCAGGGACCAAGGAAAACUGGAUCGACAGGAAGCCAACGUCCAUCAUUAUACAGCAACACCGCUCGGAUGAGAUGUAGACAGAUAAGAGCCAGAUUUGAAUCAACUAACAGAGGGAGGAAGCGGGCUAGGAUGAAGGGGGCGAAUCAAAGGUUUCAGUUGUUAUUGAUAAUGUUGAUUGAAACCCGGUGGGAAAAGGGUAGUAGAUGUUCUGUUAUGACAGUAACCCUCUAUCUGUUCCUCCUUCUCCUGGUGAUACUACUGUUCCUCUUUGAGCACUUUGUUCUGAUGUUCCGUUCCAGUGGUAGAAUGGACUACUGAGAUUUCCAUUGUUAUGCGUUAGCCUCUCAUCGGGAGGGGGGGGGGGGUAAAGUACACUAUGAAAGGGAAUAGUCAUCUGUUGAAAUCGCUUGACUGCUGAAGACUUUAAAACACGUUCUCUCUUGAAAAACAAAAUGAUUAGUUCUUGCCAUCUGUGUUUUCGUGUCUCCAACAGGUCUAGUUGCUAAGCACUUUGCUAGCGAAUGACCAAUUCCUUCCAUAGCGCAUGUCUAGUCCUCUGCUUGUUUACUUUGCACAUUCAGCAUCCAUAGUGUAAAUGUAUACUCAUGAUGCUAGCUUAGUGGUUGAUCUGUCUGUAUACUCUGCUUUAGACAUUGCAGGACAUUUGGCCAUUUGGGUUUUGUGGACAUCUCUUGGUAUUUUCCUUGUAACAAGGGUUUUCAUGCUUUCUUUUGUGUUUUCUUUGUUUUGCUUUUAGCUUGUUGACAAAUGUAAACGACUGAAAAUGGGAGUGCUCUGGAAUUAGUCCCCAUUUUCCAGUGCCAGUGACGGAACAGUGACUAGUUUUGACCUUUUUAGGUAGGAGCUGUUUGAGUCCUUUAUCGCCACCCGUGGUAGUCCUCUGGACCUACAGUAUGUUUACCCGUGUAAACCUCUGGACAUCUUUUUAUUAAGUGUAUGUCAUAUGGAGAGGUGAACAUUUUUUUUAUUUUUUAAUCUAUUAGCUAUGUUAAUUCAGUGUUGCAGUAUAACUAUACUCAAGUGUAAUGACCUGUCAGUUCAUUCAGUGAGGCAUUUUUGUUGUCUUUUUUUCUUUUUCUUCAGUUCAGUGAAUUAUAAAAUCUAAAUGGUAUUGGAACUCUUUGUUAUUUUUGAUAAGUCAAAGAAGAGAUUUAGAUGUAGAUUAAUCAUGUUGAAAAGAAGCACUGAUAUGCCAUAGUCCGAAAUUGGAAUGUAAAUAGGCUGGAAUGAUUGUAAUGUUCAUUUUUAACAAUUAAUGUAUGACAUUAAACUUCACUAUUAAAAGUCCCUUUUAAAAAUAAAAAAAAUGUUUUUAUUAAGGAU
Messenger RNA from Oncorhynchus gorbuscha (pink salmon), 2932 nucleotides. It is a transcript of the gene creb3l3l, whose product is annotated as cAMP responsive element binding protein 3-like 3 like. The transcript is spliced from 10 exons. Gene Ontology annotation, cellular component: nucleus. Gene Ontology annotation, molecular function: DNA-binding transcription factor activity, RNA polymerase II-specific; RNA polymerase II cis-regulatory region sequence-specific DNA binding. Gene Ontology annotation, biological process: regulation of transcription by RNA polymerase II. The coding region runs from base 160 to 1665 and encodes 501 amino acids. NCBI's taxonomy places the organism in Eukaryota, Metazoa, Chordata, Actinopteri, Salmoniformes, Salmonidae. The record is from RefSeq and is a predicted model, not a curated record.